AUGCAGGGCGGGCUCGCCCUUGACCUCAGCCCGCUGAACUCCAUCGUCGUCGACGCCGAUGCUGGCACUGUAACCGUCGGACCGGGCGUUCCAUCCGCGGACGUCGUCGACCCCGUCUUUGAAGCGGCAACUGGCAUCUGCAGCUGCGUCGGCCUAAUCGGGGCAACCCUCGGCGCAGGCAUCGGACGCCUCUCCGGAACCCACGGGCUCAUGAUCGACGCCCUCCUUUCGGUCCGUGUAGUCACAGCAGACGGGUCACUCCUCAUAACCUCGGAAACCUUCAAUCCAGACCUCUUCUGGGGUAUUCGCGUCGCCGGGGCGAAUCUUGGAAUCGUCACGGAACCUACAUACAGACUCACCCCGGAAACGAGCACAUACACCAGCGUCGACCUGGUCUUCCCCGCGGGAUCGAAUGGGACUGUCUUGGACUGGUUCGCGGACGUCGACAUCUCCGCCAAAUGGGCGAUUGGGAUGUCGAUGGGGUUCAGUGAGGAGGCGGGGGGCGCCGCGCUCUCUGUGAAUGUCGUCUACCAUGGCCCUCGCGAGGAGGCGCUUCCCGUUCUGAGCCCGAUACUACACAGUGACCCGGGUCCGAUUCGAUCCAGUGUGCAAGAAGUCCCCUGGAACAGGCUUAGUGCUUCGACGGGGUUUGGGUCAGACGCGCAGACUUGCGUCAAGGGGACCAUUCAAGAUAUCCACGGGGUGAACAUUCGGGAGAGAGAUGUGGGGAGUUUGGGGGAGGUCUUUGAGCUGCUCAGUACGUUCUACGCGGAGUAUCCGGCUGGUCGGGGGAUCGGGGUUGGCUUUGAGGGGUGGUCGAACGAGGCUGUUGUUGCUGUGCCGGAUGCGGAGAUGGCGUUUCCCUGGAGGGAUGCUCAGGUUUAUACACUGAUCCGAGCAACCUGGACGCCCGGCGACACAGCGACACAAAACACCGUGACCUCACUGGCCCUGGACAUCCGCUCCAGAUUCGCAGCGACGUCUGGUUACGGCGGGUUGGCCGUGUACGUCAACUACGCUUAUGGCGACGAGACGCUCGAGCAGAUGUACGGGGCACGCAAGCUGCGGCGGCUGAGUGCUUUGAAGAGGAGGUAUGACCCUGACAACGUGUUCAGGUUUCAUCAUGCGUUGCCGAGCACGUAUCCUUAGACAAUUCGUUUUCUUCGGGGGGUAGUUGGUUACACGUGGUGCCUGGGGAGGGAGAGGUCUAGAGUCUGGCUGGGUCAAGGGCACAGAAAGGGGAUGUAGUUGGGUUUCAUAUGGGACUUGGACAGAUACGAUAAUGGGAAUAAUGCC
Molecule: messenger RNA, 1296 nt
Organism: Aspergillus calidoustus
Lineage: Eukaryota; Fungi; Ascomycota; Eurotiomycetes; Eurotiales; Aspergillaceae
Source: the annotation of a GenBank genome assembly